This is a messenger RNA of Budorcas taxicolor (takin), 2347 nucleotides long. It is a transcript of the gene THNSL1, whose product is annotated as threonine synthase like 1. The record is from RefSeq and is a predicted model, not a curated record. NCBI's taxonomy places the organism in Eukaryota, Metazoa, Chordata, Mammalia, Artiodactyla, Bovidae. Gene Ontology annotation, cellular component: cytoplasm. The coding region runs from base 116 to 2347 and encodes 743 amino acids. The transcript is spliced from 2 exons.
AGCAUAUACCAGCUGAAAAGCCAAAUAAGGAAAUGCAUCCCUUCUCCCAGCAGUUCUAAGUUAACUUGGCCAAAGCCAGUUUUUCUGUUGGCUUGGGCAGCAAAGUGAAAAGAGAAUGCUCCACUUUAAGCGAUGUCAGCAUCUGAAACAGAUAACUCAGAAAUGCUUGUCUCGCAUCCACGUGAAAACAGAUAAACAUCCACAGCUAUUUCUUUCAAGAACCUUUGCGCUUGCGGAAUUAAGGAAAUCAUGGCAUUCCAUCUACUCUCUUGUUGGAGACAAAAAUAUUAUCCUGAUGGGACCUCCUGGUGCUGGGAAAACAACAGUAGGCAGAAUAAUAGGCCAGAAACUGGGUUGUUGUGUCAUCGAUGUGGAUGAUGAUAUCCUUGAAAAAACCUGGAAUAUGAGUGUGUCUGAAAAAUUGCAGGAUGUUGGUAAUGAGCAAUUUUUAGAAGAGGAAGGAAAAGCCGUGUUAAACUUCUCUGCAUCUGGAAGUGUGAUUUCCCUUACUGGGUCCAACCCAAUGCAUGAUGCUAGCAUGUGGCAUCUAAAGAAAAAUGGAAUAAUUGUUUAUCUGGAUGUGCCUCUACUAGAUAUAGUCAGUCGUCUAAAAUUAAUGAAAACAGAUAGGAUUGUAGGUCAGAAUUCUGGAACCUCUAUGAAAGACUUACUUAAAUUUAGAAGACAGUACUAUAAGAAGUGGUACGAUACUCGUGUUUUUUGUGAAAGUGGGGCUUCCCCGGAGGAGGUAGCCAACAAAGUGCUGAGUGCAGUUAAAAGAUACCAAGAUGUGGAUUCAGAAACAUUCAUUUCCACAAGACACAUUUGGCCUAAAGACUGUGAACAGAAAGUUCCAACAAAAUUCUUUAGUGGAGCUGUGAUUGAGGGGUUAGCUUCUGACGGUGGACUUUUUGUUCCUGAGAAGGAGUUUCCAAAGUUAAACUGUGGGGAGUGGAAAAGCCUGGUAGGAGCAACAUACAUAGAAAGAGCACAGAUACUUCUGGAAAAAUGUAUACAUCCUGCUGACAUACCUGCUGCCAGGCUGGGAGAGAUGAUUGAAACUGCUUAUGGGGAAAACUUUGCCUGCUCAAAAAUCGCCCCUGUCAGGCACCUGUCAGGCAACCAGUUCAUCCUGGAGUUGUUUCAUGGACCAACGGGAUCAUUUAAAGAUCUGUCUUUACAGCUCAUGCCCCAUCUUUUUGCACACUGUAUUCCACCAAGUUGCAAUUUUAUGAUACUUGUAGCCACCUCAGGAGACACUGGAAGUGCAGUCUUAAAUGGCUUUAGUCGUCUUAAUAAGAAUGACAAGCAGAGAAUAGCCGUGGCCACAUUUUUUCCUGAAGACGGAGUCAGUGAUUUUCAAAAAGCACAAAUAAUUGGCAGUCAGAAUGAAAAUGGAUGGGCAGUAGGUGUCAAGUCAGAUUUUGAUUUCUGCCAGACAUCUAUAAAAAGAAUUUUUCAAGAUUCUGAUUUUACUGGCUUUCUUGCUGUGGAAUAUGGAACCGUCUUAAGUUCAGCUAACUCCAUAAACUGGGGCCGACUGCUUCCCCAAGUAGUUUAUCAUGCUUCUGCAUACCUUGAUCUCGUUAGCCAAGGAUUUAUUUCUUUUGGAAGCCCAGUUGAUGUGUGUAUUCCCACAGGAAACUUUGGUAACAUUUUAGCAGCAGUGUAUGCCAAAACCAUGGGAGUCCCUAUUCGAAAAUUUAUCUGUGCUUCUAAUCAGAACCAUGUUUUGACUGAUUUUAUAAAAACAGGACAUUAUGAUAUAAGGGAAAGAAAACUAGCAAAGACCUUUUCACCAGCAAUCGAUAUCCUCAAAUCUUCAAACCUGGAACGACAUUUACACCUGAUGGCUAAUAAAGAUGGACAGUUAAUGAGAAGACUGUUUAAUCAAUUAGAAGAGGAGCAUCACUUCCAGAUAGAGAAGAUCCUAGUUGAGAAACUUCAGCAGGAUUUCGUGGCUGACUGGUGCUCCGAGGGAGAGUGCCUGGCAGCUAUUCACUCCACCUACAACACUUCGGGGUACAUUUUGGACCCACAUACUGCUGUUGCGAAAGUAGUUGCAGACAGAAUGCAAGACAAAACUUGCCCAGUGAUUGUAUCCUCUACAGCUCAUUACUCCAAGUUUGCACCUGCUAUCAUGCAGGCUUUAAAGAUCAGAGAAAUCAACCAGACUUCAUCAAGUCAAGUUUACUUACUAAGUUCAUACAAUGCCUUACCUCCACCGCAUGAGGCUUUAUUAGAGAGAACAAAACAGCAAGAGAAGAUGGAGCACCAGGUAUGUGCAGCUGAUGUGAAUGUCCUGAAGAAUUACGUGGAAAAACUUGCACAAAAUCAAUUCAUAUGA